CGACGAAUCACGCCACUGGAAAAUUACAACGAGGCCACAAAAAGUCCCUUUACUAAUUUGCCAACAGCCACCAUUUUGGGAGUCAGAAUUGUAUUGGAAAACCACCACCCUUUGGGCCUUAUUAUGGUACACACGUGCGUGGUGGCUGGCUGUCGGAAUAGAAGAAUACCAGGCACAUCAUUGUCUUUUUACCGUUUCCCACGCGAUCCCGACAGAAAGCAGCGUUGGAUAGCUGCUGUGAACCGAGAAGGCUGGCUGCCAAACGACGGGAGCAGGUUGUGUAGUACUCAUUUCAUCUCAGGUAAACAGGUGAAGAAUCCACGCUCGCCGGACUAUGUUCCCUCUGUAUUUACAUCAGCUCCCCUAUCCCCGGAGUCAGAAAUUAAGGAAGAGACUGCUGCCUUUGAAAUCUCAGACAAGCAGGAAGCCCAAGUGGAGGCUGCCAACGCCUUGCUCUUCCUGCAGGGCCAGGGCAGGUCUGUGGUCGACCAGAGGCCGAGCCAGGUGGACCAUGACGUGGCCCAGAGUGCAUCCUCAUCCUCUAGCAGUGACAAUGGUGAGGAAUCUGAACUCGUGUCAAGCGACAGCAAAGACAGGGGAGGGAAGCCAGGCAAAAGGUCAGCCGCAGAGCCCGACAACUAUGAGGAUGUGCUGAAGAUCUUGAAGAAGGAGAACCGGGCUCUCCGGGAGUCUGUGGAUAAAAUGUCACUCUCAGAGACCUCAUUCCGGAACGACCCAGAGAAGGUCAGGUUUUACACUGGCUUGCCCAACUACUUUGUAUUUGAGACAGUCAUGUGGCUCCUUGCACCACACAUGAACGGGACCAAGAACAUGGUCAAGCUCUCCAUGUUUCAGCAGCUGCUGCUGACACUAAUGCGUCUCCGGCUUGACCUCAAGAACCAGGACUUGGCCUACCGCUUCGGCGUGAAGGUUGGCACAGUGACCAGGACAGUGCUCAGAAUGGUUAACGUCAUGUCCACCACACUGGUACCCACGGCUGUCUUCUGGCCCUCCAGGGCUGAGCUCCGCAAGAACCUCCCGGCAGCUCUCCACUCGACGUACCCUGACUGUGCCGUGAUCAUAGACUGCUUCAGGGUGACCCUGGAGAAACCCGGGUCAGAAGUAAACUUGUUGUGUCAGGGGGCGUCAGCAGGGAGCAACACUCUGAAAUACAUGAUAGGCAUGGCCCCGCAGGGCGUGGUCACUUUCGUCUCCAGGGGGUCGCCGGGGAGUGUCAGCGACAAGAGCCUGGCAGAGGGGUGUGGCUUCCUGGGCAAGCUCCUUCCAGGAGACGUGGUCCUGGCUGAUAAGGAUUUGGACAUUGGUGAGUCGGUGGCGGCUCAUGGUGCCCUGCUGAAAAUCACUGGCUGCGAUGGCGGAGAGGGGUCUGAAGGGAGCGACUGUGUCUCGCUGACAGACAUUUCCCCAGAGAGGCUGAGUGUGCGGAGGCAUGUGGAGAGGGUUGUGUCCAUGGUGAAACUAAGGUACUCCAUGCUGACUGGCCCAGUGGAGGUCCCCUUCACGGCCGCUGAGCGGUCAUCCAAAAUUUUCACUUUUGAUAAGAUUGUGCAGGUUGCCUGUGCCUUAAACAACCUGUGUAUAUCUGCUGCACCCCUAGAGUGACUCACACUAGUGCUGCUCCAUACGAGCAUUGAUAGCCACUUUAAUGCUUGAACACUUAAAGAAUCUAUAUUUUGGAUGUAAAUGGCAUGUUGAGAAGUGCCCAGACACAUUUCUUGCAAAACUUACCCCAACCAGCGAUAGACGUUCUCAUGCUCAUUCUGCAGUGCCAGUGCGUGAAAAGCCCCAAAAUCACCCAAAUAUGUCCUUUUACUUGUUUUGUAAUUUAUGUACUUCAGAACUUUAUCCGCAACAUUUAAUUCUGUUUUGUACGGCACAAGAGAUACUUCUGUGUGUGCAUGUGAUGGCUAACAUGGAGCAGCCAGGUGGAUAGGUUUACCACAUCCUAUGGAAUACAACGUUGUGGUUAAAGUUUGAAAUGACACAAUUGAAUGUGUACAACAUCUAAAGACCUGCAUCUGAAUGCAUUUGUUGCUUUUAUCCACACACUGGCACUGCAGAACGAAUAUGAGGUAGGUUAUCACUGGUUGGGGUAAGGUCCUCAAAAACAAGUGUCUGGGCAUUUGGCCAUAUGCAUCCAAAAUAUAGAUUUAGUUUAAAAAAAAGUGAACUUUUUCUUCAAACAUCCUUAGCUCCAUUCUACAAUUCCACUCGUAGAUGCUGGAGAGGGGAACUUUUUAUUUGUAUUUUUUCAACAGAUAACUUUCAGAGGGAUAUUUGAUGGAUCCAUUUAUCACAAUAUUUUCACUAUUACUAUUUUUGCCCCUCUGGAUGUAACUGAGUGAGAAUUUGAAUUACUGAGCUCAUCAGCAUUUUUUAAAUGUGGAUAUAUUUCAAAUGACAUUCCAACAGUUCCAAGUAUUCUAUGAUUGAAUGUACAUUGUGUUUUUCGACCAUUACUUGGUUCUCAGAGACAUUUGCGUUACUUUACAAUGGAUCGAACAGUAGCCUACCGUUUUCCUCAGGUGUUAGUGUUUAGUUUGAAAUGCUGGUACUGCUGUAACAAAACAGAUGUUUUUACAUGACACAAUGCCUUCCAUUUCAUAUGAAUAACCACGUUUCCAUCCAUAGUUUUUAUGCGAGUAAAGUCAUAAUGUCUAAAAAAAUUCAUGACAGUUUUGAUGGAACGGGAAGUUUCGGUACAAUUUUUAUAAAUGCUGACAGAUAAUUUGUUAGUUCGACAUGGUGGGAUCUUUUAGUGUCAGUAAAAUUUAUUAUUUGAGAAAUCGCGGCGAAAUGACGCCUUUGUGCUCAAAUAUUGAUAUAAUAAACAUCAAAUUGAAGUAAA
Molecule: messenger RNA, 2869 nt
Organism: Oncorhynchus keta (chum salmon)
Lineage: Eukaryota; Metazoa; Chordata; Actinopteri; Salmoniformes; Salmonidae
Exons: 3
Coding region: 124-1623 (499 amino acids)
Source: RefSeq, a predicted model, not a curated record